This is a messenger RNA of Ornithorhynchus anatinus (platypus), 4258 nucleotides long. It is a transcript of the gene PDE12, whose product is annotated as phosphodiesterase 12. Gene Ontology annotation, cellular component: mitochondrion. NCBI's taxonomy places the organism in Eukaryota, Metazoa, Chordata, Mammalia, Monotremata, Ornithorhynchidae. Gene Ontology annotation, molecular function: 3'-5'-RNA exonuclease activity. Gene Ontology annotation, biological process: nuclear-transcribed mRNA catabolic process, deadenylation-dependent decay. Bases 35 to 1849 code for a protein of 604 amino acids. The transcript has 3 exons. The record is from RefSeq and is a predicted model, not a curated record.
GCGGCGGAGCGGGUCCCGGCGGGGCGGGGCGGCGAUGGAGCGGGCCGUGGUGCGGUGCGUGCCGUCGGAGGCGAAGCUGAGCCUGUCGUUCUCGCUGGCGGACGGGCGGCAGAAGCACAUGCAGCGGAGCCAGAGCGAGCCGCUGGGCCGGGCGCUGGGCCGCAUCGCCAUCGACGCCCUCAAGGGCCACGCCAAGGCGGCGGCCGCCAAGAAGAGCAAGAAGGCGCGACCUGACGGCGGCGGGAGCGGCCUUAGCGGGGGCCUGGGGCCCGGGCUCGGGGCGGAGGAGGGACCGGAGGCGGAGGCGGCCUCGGCCGGGGGCCCGCUGGUGCGGCUCUACUACCGGGAGGAGGCGGUGGGCGAGGACGUACUCAAUGCGGACGCCUGGCAGGACGGGGCGGUCCUGCAGAUCGGGGACGUGAAGUACAAGGUGGAGCGCAACCCGCCCGCCUUCACCGACCUGCAGCUGCCACGCUACAUGAUGGCCGGCUUCCCCGUCUGCCCCAAGCUGGGGCUGGAGUUCGCCGAGCCCCACGCCUCGCUCUUCCGCUGGUUCAAGGAGGCCGGGCCGGGGGCCGCGGGCGGGGGCGGGGGCGACGGCGGGAGCGGGGCCGCCGCCUCCACGGAGCCCUCCUCCUCCUCCUCUUCGUCCACCAUCUCGUCGGCGUCGGCGGCCGGGCCGGGCUGGGUGGAGACCGGGGUGUCCGAACUCGUCUACACGCCGUCCAACGCGGACGUGGGGCUACGGCUGAAGUUGCGCUGCACCCCGGGCAACGGGCAGCGCUACGGGCCCAGCCGGGAGCUGGAGAGCCACAGCCCGGUGGAGGCCGGGCCCGGCACCUGCACCUUCGACCAGAGGCACCUGUACACCAAGAAGGUGGCCAGCGACGCCCUCAUCCGCACCGUCUCCUACAACAUCCUGGCCGACGCCUACGCCCAGACCGAGCUGUCCCGCACCGUCCUCUACCCGUACUGUGCCCCUUACGCCCUGGAGCUCGACUACCGCCAGAACCUCAUCCAGAAGGAGCUCACCGGCUACAGCGCCGACCUCAUCUGCCUGCAGGAGGUGGACCGGCCCGUCUUCUCCGACAGCCUGGCGCCCGCCCUGGAGGCCUUUGGCCUGGAGGGCCUCUUCAAGAUCAAGGAGAAGCAGCACGAAGGCCUGGCCACCUUCUACCGCAGGGCCAAGUUCAGCCUCCUCAGCCGGCACGACAUCGCCCUCAACCAGGCCUUGCUCUCCGACCCCCUGCACAGGGAGCUGCUGGAGAAGCUCUCCCCAUACCCGCUGGUGCGGGAGAAGGUGCUCCAGAGGUCCUCCGUCCUGCAGGUCUCCAUUUUGCAGUCUACGAAGGACUCUUCGAAAAAGAUCUGCGUUGCCAAUACCCACCUGUACUGGCACCCGAAAGGUGGGAACAUCCGUCUCAUUCAGGUGGCCGUAGCUCUGUCUCACAUUAAGUAUGUGACCUCUGAUCUGUACCCGGGCGUGCCCGUCGUAUUCUGUGGGGAUUUUAAUAGUACUCCGUCGACGGGCACCUAUAGUUUCGUCAACAGCGGCGGCAUCGCGGAGGACCACGAAGACUGGGCUUCGAAUGGCGAAGAAGAGCGGUGCAACAUGGCCCUGACCCACCCCUUCAAACUGAAGAGCGCGUGCGGCGAGCCCGCCUACACCAACUACGUCGGCGGGUUUCACGGGUGCCUGGAUUACGUCUUCAUCGACUCGGAUGCCUUGGAGGUGGAGCAGGUGAUUCCCCUGCCGACUCACGAAGAGGUCACUACCCAUCAGGCCUUGCCCAGCGUUUCGCAUCCCUCUGACCACAUAGCCUUGAUAUGCGAUUUGAAGUGGAAAUAGACUCCCUUUUGUCCGGCACCGGUUGGGAAGCUUGGAAUGAGGGGGCCGCUUUUUACCUUAGCGCAGCUGUAAAGUGAGUCUUGAGAUUUAUACUUCGGUGUAAACCUUGAGUGGAGGGGAACCUGUACUGAAUGGGGGGGGGGGGGGGGGUGAAAAAAACAAUUCACACCGUUAUCUGGUCUGUGAUGUCUUAAGUGUAUCCUGCGUUUCCAGGGGUUGUUCAUAACGUUUGCAUGGCAUAGUUCCUCUUCUUUCUCCUCUUUUCUACAUCAAAAAGAGAACAGGUAUGUUUAAGGAGGUCCCAUUUGGCUGGAUUCUCAUAUACCUUUUAUGUGAUUUUUUUUCCAAGGGUAAAUCAGAGAUGAUUUUGUUUAAAAAAAAUGAUUCUAAAAUGAUUUCUACAAUGGUGGAUUUUUUUUUAACAGAUCCGUGUUCAUGUAGUUGAGGAGGGGACAGAGAUCCGACCCGACUCGCGUGGAUUGAGUAAAGCUAGGUUUUACACAGGCUCCCUCUUUGAGCAGUUUUUUAAACACUAUUUUUCACAGUUUCAGGAAAACACUAGGUGCGUGUAUCAUCCGCCACUCCCCUUGCUUCUCCUCUUUGAGUCUCCAACUACGUCUUGCAGAGCUUUUCCUUGGCGAUGGGCAGUGAACGGACCGCCGGCUUCAAUGGUGAUUGAGUGUGAAGCUUUGGGUUCUGUUUGACAAGAGUGCACUGUUCUUAGGAAUCCUCCCAAAACUAUUUAAUACUGAAGUGUCUUGUCAGUCAGCUCCUGAAGAAGUGGAAUGAAAAUUUUGAUUGUUUUAUACGAGAAAAGAUUUUUGGACACGUUUUAUUCUGUUUUUUGCUAGUGGAAGAGAUUGAAGGAGAGCGGGCUCUUCAUCACAAAAGUUAGCAUAUAAAAAUGGGCAUUAUUAUUUUUCCUUGGCGGAGGGGAGAGUGUACCUAGAAGUCAUAUUUGUGAGGAAAAGUAGUGUUGAGCAGCUUGUUGAAACAUUCAAGGGAGGAAAUGUGAGGAGCUUUGAUGAGGUCAGAUUGCCCAGAGGUUGUUUUCAAGCUCUCAACUCCUCUGGUUAGUGAAAGGUGCCUUGAUUUUGAGCUUUGUCUCACUUUGGCAGCCUUACUGUUCCCUGGCUUUGUUUUUACAUUUCUAGGUUGGUAGUUUUUCUUCCCCAAAAAUAUGUCAAUGAACAAUCGAGAGAAAUGUUAAUUUACAGACAGUAUUGCAGGAUUUCCAUCCUUCGUCAGUGAACCCUGACACCUUUGUUAGAAAGCUGAGGAUGUUGUCUGCACAGUCAGUGUGGUUUUUUGGGGGAAUUUUUUGGCUGCCCAAUAAGUAAAUACGUAUACAUACAUACAUAUACAUGCGCGCACACACUUUUGAAAACUUUCCCUAUAUCAGCACAGGGCAAAGUUGAAUGCCAGUCUCCUAACUAAAGAUAGUGGUGAUUAAAUGAUAAAUCAGUACCCUUCUCCCAACUCCCUUCCAUCCCCAACCACACCUUUCCUUAGCAUUGUUAUGGUGAAGGAACAGGGAGGAGUGUGUUAAAGUUUGUUUUUGUCAUUCCAACCUGCUUCAGUGGUUACCCCUACACAGAACUGUGCAGUUUGUUCCUACACGCUCACCUGGUCACAUUGCUGGGCUGAGAAAUGUGAACAAACUGGAAGCUGGGUGGAGACCACCGACUUUCCUUUCGCAGGUACGGGAAUGGCCCGUGAUACAACCGUCCUGGGAGAUAUGACCGGUAUUGUUUGAUGCCCUAGACAUGCCGGCCGAGUGCUACAGGUGAGUAAAUUCUCCCCCCCGCCGCCCCAACUUCCCUCUGCCCCCGCAUCUCUACAGCCCCUAGUUUGUGUCAGAUAUAUAAGGCAUUGACGAGGUCCCUGAGCAGAUAAGCCAAAGGAAUUGCUUAACUUUGGAAAUGGACAGUGUGGAUGUCGAUGAGUUAACUCUCUCAAGGGAGUCAUGCAAUGAGGAUCUCAUCAAACUUCAACAAUCCUUUGCAUCAUUGCAAGAUGCCAAAAAAAGAUGAAGCAGCUAUGGUUUUUCCACUACCGGCUAAAUAAAAUCUUGGGGUUAGAAAAGUUUUGCAAUAGUUUUUGAGGAGUGUGAAUUUACACAUUUGAUUAAAACAACAGCUGUACUGGAGAUAGUGGGGAGUUACAAGGUGCACAGGUGUUCAGGAGUUUCCCCUGCUACAAGUUGCUUUACAAAGAGAAAAGGUGGCUGCUAUUCAACCUAAGCUUGACAGAAUUUUCAGUAAAAUUGAAAAUCCUCUGCCCCAUGCAGCAGGACAAGCUUCCACUUCCUCAGCCUCCUACAUAAUCAUAAUUCCACUCCUCAUUUACUUAAUAUUGUGAUGUUUGUUUUACUUGGAAAUACUUUAAUAAAGAUGAAACAGGAGUUUA